Molecule: messenger RNA, 762 nt
Organism: Trypanosoma theileri
Lineage: Eukaryota; Euglenozoa; Kinetoplastea; Trypanosomatida; Trypanosomatidae
Exons: 1
Coding region: 1-762 (253 amino acids)
Source: RefSeq, a predicted model, not a curated record
AUGCGUGGCCUGCUGUGCGCAGUGGUGUUAUUGCUGUGGGUUGCCUACGGCGGCAGUGCAUUUAUUCCGACCAAAGAGUCGAUAAGGACUUCGCAUACUCCAUAUAUUGCUCCUUACCGGAGGGAUAAAUACCGGCCGGGGGGGUGGGAACCGUUUCGUAUUGCUGUAAACGGGGAUGGUAUGGUUGACGAUAUACAAAAUUGUGAUCACCACCAGGGACCCAGUAAUGUAUAUUGGGUUUUCUUGAAAAUGUGGAAUCCGACUUAUGACUUCAAAAUCUGUGAUCAACUUGGGAGUUUAAAUGUCGAUGAUACUCCUGGAUUCUUCAGGAACACCGUGUAUGGUGCUGUCAGACGAAUUAUUGAUCGUCUCUUGGUUAAGCGCGUCAGUGGGAAGCUGAGGGUGAUGGAUGAAGGUGACAGGGUUUUUUAUAAGACCUGUAAAGGACUCAUACCCACGACUGAGGACGCAGAAUCUGGUAUUCCCAAUGCUGAUGUUGUAAUUUAUCUGGGUCUUACAUCAUCCACUUCUCCAAAGACAGAAGUCUGCAGACGCGACGCAAAAGGACGUCCGACAGUUGUCAGUAUCAAGCUGCAUCCGAACGACGUCCGCGGGCGUGGGGAAAAAUACAUUGAACGUCUUGAAAAGGAGAUUGAACGUGGGAUUGAAUCCGACAGCACAAAUACCGAAACCAUGAAUACAUCAUCAGAUGAGGGAUCCAGUGGGACAGAAGUGAUGUAUAAGACCAUGGAUUCAUUGUAA